AUGGGAAGCUUCGUGCAAAGGCAACCGGUGGAGGCAGGGGGUGCGGAGCUUGGAGGAGAUGGGGAGGAGGUGGGUGGAGAGGUGGGGGCAGGAGGGGAUGGGAAGGGGGAAAGGGGUGGUGAGGAGGCAGAGGAGGAUGGAGCCGGACAAGGCGGGCUGCUCAGGUUGUUGAGGAGGGAGUGUGGUGGGGAGAGUGUGGAUGGUGCAGAAGGAGCAGAGGGAGGAGGGGAUGGUGAGUCUGGACGUGUACUUUGGGUACCUCAAAAGGGUGGGCAUGUGCCAGUCGCUGCUGCUCUUCCUCCUCCUCGCCUUUGGUUCCUCGCCUUCUGGUCGCAAAAGAGGGACCAGUCCGGCCCAUACCGCCUUACCUACACCACACUCGUGCUCACCGGCGUCGUCGUCUCCUUCAUCCGUUCGGCCCUCUCCUUCCACUGGUGUGUGUGCGCCGCCUCGCGCAUCCACUCCGCCAUGCUGGCCGCCGUGCUCGCCUCGCCGCUCGCCUUCUUCCACGCCAACCCCGUGGGCCGCGUGCUGAAUCGCUUCUCUGCCGACCAGGGGAUUCUGGAUGAUUUGCUGCCCUUCACGCUCUUCAACUACCUGCAGACACUGAGCCUGGCAGUGGGCGCCAUGGUGAUGGUGGCGCUGGGCAUGCCGUGGAUGCUGCUCCCCAUGGCGCUGCUCUUGCUGCUCCUCCUGCAUCUGCACCACAUCUUCGUCUGCACCUCCCGCGAGGCCAAGCGCCUGGAGGCGGUCACGCGCAGCCCUGUGUAUGCGCACUUUGCCGCCACCAUCCAAGUGGGUAUGCACACUAUGCCGCCACCAUCCAAGUGGGUAUGCACACUAUGCCGCCACCAUCCAAGUGGGUAUGCGCACUAUGCUGCCACCAUCCAAGUGGGUAUGCGCACUAAUGUCGCCACCAUCCAGGGCCUGGCAACGAUCAGGGCGUUCGGCGUGCAGCAGCAGUGGAGCGCCGCCUUCCACCGUCUGCUCAGCGCCAACGGCCGCGCCUUGUACUGCUGGCUCGCCGCCUCGCACUGGCUGGCUGUGCGCCUGGACGCCCUGGUCUCUCUCGUCAUGCUGCUCGUCGCGGCCCUCGCCGUGGCGCUCAGGACAAGCUUGCCGCCCGGCCUGGUGGCGCUGGCGCUGAGCUACGCGCUGCAGCUGUCCGGGUCGCUGCAGUGGGCCGUCAGGCAAGGGGCGGAGGUGGAAAUCAUGGUGAGAGUGAGGCAGGGGGCGGAGGUGGAAAUCAUGGUGAGAGUGAGGCAAGGGGCGGAGGUGGAAAUCAUGUUCACAGGCGUCGAGCGGGCACUGGAAUACACACACUUACCGCAGGAGGAGGGGCCCGAGGGGAGGCAGUGGGAGGGGGAGGGAGGGAGAAGAGGAGGAGGCAAAAUGGGCAGGAAAGGGGGCAGCAAGAGUAAAUCAAAAGGGGGACUUAGCAUGAUGGACAAGGAGCAGAGGGAGGAGAAGGGUGAGCAGGGGAGAGGGGAGGAGCGGGACGAGGGGCAGGUGGCGGCUGAGUGGCCGAGUGAAGGCGCAGUGAGAGUGGAGGGGUUGACGGUGCGGUAUAGAGCCGCGCUGGACCCUGUGUUGCACGAUGUGAGCUUCCAGCUGCAUGGAGGGGAGAAGUGCGGCGUUGUGGGGCGAACCGCCUAUCUCUCCACUCCAUGCCCACCAUCAGGCGCAGGCAAGUCGACACUCAUGCUGGCCCUCCUCCGUCUUGUGCAGCCUUGUGGCGGCCGCAUCCUAAUAGACAACAUUGACACGGCCACCAUGCCUCUCACUCGCCUGCGCAGAAACCACGCGGACGCGGCGCUAUGGGAGGCGCUGGGUGCAGUGCAGCUGAAGGGGAAGGUGGGCGUGCUGCAGAGAGGGCUGGAGGCGAGCAUGAGCGAGUUCGGAGAGAACUUCUCCGUGGGGCAGCGCCAGCUCCUGUGCCUCGCACGGUGGGUUGUCGGUGGGCGGGCUGCCGUGCUGUGCUGA
Closterium sp. Naga37s-1 is the source of this 1983-nucleotide messenger RNA. Lineage: Eukaryota; Viridiplantae; Streptophyta; Zygnematophyceae; Desmidiales; Closteriaceae. The record is from the annotation of a GenBank genome assembly.